CCUUCUCCCCCGCCCGCCGCCCCAAAGCCAAGCAGCAGGAUGUCAAGAUGGCCCAGCUGCUUGUACCGACGGGACCCGACAGCUUCCGCCCCUUCGUACCCGAGUCGCUGGCCGCCAUCGAGAGGCACAUCGCCGAGGAGCUGGCCCGCCGGCCGCGGGCGGAGCGCCGCGGGGCCGACGGCGCCGGAGGAGACGAGGACGACGAGCCGCGGCCCAACGGCGACCUGGAGGCGGGGAAGUCCCUGCCCUUCAUCUACGGGGACGUGCCCCCGCGCCUGGUGUCCACGCCGCUGGAGGACCUGGACUCCUUCUACUGCAACCAGAAGACCUUUAUAGUAUUGAACCGUGGGAAGGCCCUCUUCCGCUUCAACGCCACGCCUGCAUUGUACAUCCUCAGCCCCUUCAACCCUCUGCGGCGGAUCUCCAUCAGAGUCCUGGUCCACUCGAUGUUCAGCGUGUUGAUCAUGUUCACCAUCCUGACCAACUGUGCGUUUAUGACCCUCAGCAACCCCCCCGACUGGGCCAAGAAUGUGGAAUACACUUUCACAGGGAUCUACACCUUUGAGUCACUCAUCAAGAUCCUGGCCAGGGGCUUCUGUGUGGGCAAGUUCACGUUCUUGCGCGACCCCUGGAACUGGCUGGACUUCAGUGUUAUCCUCAUGGCAUAUGUCACAGAGUUUGUGGACCUGGGCAAUGUCUCAGCACUGCGAACCUUCAGGGUUCUGAGGGCCCUGAAAACUAUUUCUGUCAUCCCAGGCCUGAAGACCAUCGUGGGGGCUCUGAUCCAGUCGGUCAAGAAGCUGUCGGACGUCAUGAUCCUGACUGUCUUCUGCCUCAGUGUGUUCGCCCUCAUCGGCCUGCAGCUCUUCAUGGGCAACCUGCGCCAGAAGUGCGUGCGUUUCCCGCUCUGGUACAACUCCUCUGUCAACGACACCCUCGACAGCCUGAGCGAUAGCCUGCUGCUGAACCACAGCCUAGCGCUCAGCGAUAGCCUAGCAUUGAACGGGACCUUCAACUGGACCGAGUACAUGAACAACGACAGUAAUUACUACAGCCUCCCCAACCGUCGGGACCCGCUGCUCUGCGGAAACGGCACUGGCGCCGGGUUGUGUCCCGAGGGCUACAUCUGCCUGAAGGUGGGCCGUAACCCAGACUACGGCUACACCAGCUUCGACUCCUUCAGCUGGGCCUUCCUCUCAUUGUUCCGCCUGAUGACCCAGGACUACUGGGAGAACCUGUACCAACAGACGCUGCGGGCGGCCGGUAAGCCCUACAUGAUCUUCUUCGUCCUGGUCAUCUUCCUGGGCUCCUUCUACCUGGUCAACCUGAUCCUGGCCGUGGUGGCCAUGGCCUACGACGAGCAGAACCAGGCCACCAUCGAGGAGAACCAGCAGAAGGAGGAGGAGUUCCAGGCCAUGCUGGAGCAGCUGAAGAGACAGCAGGAGGAGGCGCAGGUUGCCGCGGCAGCAGCAGCGGCAGGGCCUGAGGAGGAGAGCGGGGAGUACAGCGAGCGAGGUGAAGGGGGAGGAGGAGGAGGAGGAGGAGGAGGAGGGAGAGGAGGAGCCGCCGUCACCUCAGAGUCCUCGUCCCUGGCGUCCAAGCUCAGCUCCAAGAGCGCCAAGGAGCGGCGGAACCGGCGCAAGAAGCGCCGGCAGCGGGAGGAGGAGGAGGAGCGGGGCCGGCGGGGCACGGUCCGCAAGUCCGAGUCCGAGGACAGCAUCAAGAGGUCAAGCUUCCGCUUCUCCAUCGACGCCAACCGCCUCACGUACGAGAAGAGGUGCUCCUCGCCCAAUCAGUCCCUGCUCAGCAUCCGGGGCUCGCUCUUCUCGCCGCGCCGCAACAGCCGCGCCAGCCUCUUCAGCUUCCGGGGGCGGGCCCGCGACGCCGGCUCGGAGAACGACUUCGCCGACGACGAGCACAGCACGCUGGAGGAGGGGCCGUGCGGGGACGACAGCCGGCGCGGAUCGCUCUUCGUGCCGCGGCGGGCCGAGCGCCGCUACAGCACGGCCAGCCAGGGCAGCGUGUGCAGCGGCACCGUGCCGCGCGACAGGCGUCUGCCCGCCAACGGGAAGAUGCACUGCGCCGUCGACUGCAACGGCGUGGUGUCGCUGGUGGCCGGCGCCGCGGGGGGGCUGCCUCUGCCACCGCCCACUCCCCCGACCGGCCGUCUCCUGCUCCCCCAUGAGGGGACCAUGACGAUGGACACGGAGCUCAAGAAGAGGUGCUCCAGCUUCCGCAAGGCGUCCAUGGACUUCCUGGAGGAGCCCGGCGCCCGGCAGAGAGCCCUGAGCAUCGCCAGCAUCCUCACCAACACCAUGGAAGAACUGGAAGAGUCCAGACAGAAGUGCCCCCCCUGCUGGUACAAGUUCGCCAACUCCUACCUGAUCUGGGACUGCCACCCCACCUGGCUGCGGUUCAAGGAGGUGAUGAACAUGGUGGUGAUGGACCCCUUCGUGGACCUGGCCAUCACAAUCUGCAUCGUCCUCAACACGCUCUUCAUGGCCAUGGAGCACUACCCAAUGACCAUCGAGUUCAACAACGUGUUGUCUGUGGGGAACCUGGUGUUCACGGUCAUCUUCACGGCCGAGAUGUGCUUCAAGAUCAUUGCUCUGGACCCCUACUACUACUUCCAGCAAGGCUGGAACAUCUUCGACAGCAUCAUCGUCAGCCUCAGUCUGAUGGAGCUCGGCCUGGCCAACGUAGAGGGGUUGUCUGUGCUGAGGUCCUUCCGAUUGCUGAGGGUGUUCAAGCUGGCCAAGUCGUGGCCAACCCUCAACAUGCUGAUCAAGAUCAUCGGCAACUCGGUGGGUGCCUUGGGCAACCUCACCCUGGUCCUCGCCAUCAUCGUCUUCAUCUUCGCGGUGGUGGGCAUGCAGCUCUUCGGCAAGAGCUACAAGGAGUGCGUGUGCAAGAUCCACGCCGACUGCAAGCUGCCGCGCUGGCACAUGCACGACUUCUUCCACUCGUUCCUCAUCGUGUUCCGUGUGCUGUGCGGCGAGUGGAUCGAGACCAUGUGGGACUGCAUGGAGGUGGACGGCCAGAGCGUGUGCCUAAUCGUCUUCAUGAUGGUCAUGGUCAUCGGCAACCUGGUGGUUCUGAACCUCUUCCUGGCCCUGCUGCUGAGCUCCUUCAGCGCCGAUAACCUGGCCGCCACGGACGAGGACAGCGAGAUGAACAACCUGCAGAUUGCUGUGGGCCGCAUCCAGCGCGGCAUCGCCUUCUUCAAGGCCGCCAUGCGCAAGUUCCUGCGGAGGAUCUGCUUCGACGGGGUCGCCGGCAGAGGCAAGGACCAGGCCAUGCCCCUGGAGAGCAAGACCGUGGAGGAGUUGCAGAGCAACGGCAAGGGCAACUGCAUCUCCUCCAACCACACAGCGGUGGAAGUCAUCACCAAGGAGCCCAGCCCGGCGGGGGAGUACCUGAAGGAGGGCAAUGGGCGCCCGGGGUGGGGGGGGGUCCUGGGGGUGAGGGUGAGUGACGGCGGGGACAACAGCCCGAUGGAGAAAUACCCUGUGGAGGACUGCGACUACAUGUCCUUCAUCCACAACCCCGUCCUGACGGUCACGGUGCCGAUCGCCGUGGUGGAGUCGGACUUUGAGAACCCCAACACGGAGGAGUUCAGCAGCGACUCGUCGGAUGUGGAAGGCAGCACUGAGAAAAUAGACAUCGAGCCCAGACCCCCGAGCUCCUCUGAGGGGAGCACAGUGGACAUCCGACCCCCCGGGGAGGGGUGCGAGUCAGAGGAGAUGGAGCCUGAGGAGUCCAUGGACCCGGCGGCCUGCUUCACCGAUGGCUGCGUGCGCAGGUUCCAGUGUUGCCAGGUGAGUGUGGAGGAAGGCUGGUGGAAGAGCUGGUGGACGCUGAGGAAGACCUGCUUCAUCAUAGUGGAGCACAACUGGUUUGAGUCAUUCAUCAUCUUCAUGAUCCUGCUCAGCAGUGGAGCCCUGGCCUUUGAGGACAUUUACAUUGAGCAGCGGCGGACAGUGAAGACCAUGCUGGAGUACGCAGACAAGGUGUUCACGUACGUCUUCAUCCUGGAGAUGCUGUUGAAGUGGGUGGCGUAUGGUUUCGUCAAGUACUUCACCAACGCCUGGUGCUGGCUGGACUUUCUUAUUGUUGAUGUCUCUAUUGUUAGCUUGGUGGCUAAUGCACUGGGCUAUUCUGAGCUGAGCGCCAUUAAAUCUCUGCGAACACUGCGGGCCCUUCGACCCCUGAGGGCCCUUUCCCGGUUCGAGGGCAUGAGGGUGGUGGUGAACGCUCUGCUGGGUGCCAUCCCGUCCAUCAUGAACGUGCUACUGGUGUGCCUCAUCUUCUGGCUCAUCUUCAGCAUCAUGGGCGUAAACCUGUUCGCCGGCAAGUACUACUACUGCGUCAACACCACCAACGACGAGGUGUUCCCCAUUGACGUGGUCAACAACCGCAGCGAGUGCCUGGCGCUGGUCAACGACAGCGCGCGCUGGAAGAACGUCAAGAUCAACUUCGACAACGUGGGCGCAGGCUAUCUGGCGCUGCUGCAGGUGGCAACGUUUAAGGGUUGGAUGGACAUCAUGUAUGCUGCCGUGGACUCUCGCAACUUGGAGGAUCAACCGGAGUAUGAGGUGAACCUCUACAUGUACCUCUAUUUCGUCAUCUUCAUCAUCUUCGGCUCCUUCUUCACCCUCAACCUCUUCAUCGGUGUCAUCAUCGACAACUUCAACCAGCAGAAGAAAAAGUUUGGAGGUCAGGAUAUCUUCAUGACGGAGGAGCAGAAGAAAUACUACAAUGCCAUGAAGAAGCUGGGAUCCAAGAAGCCCCAGAAGCCCAUACCCAGACCUACGAACGCGUUCCAAGGCUUUGUGUUCGACUGCAUCACCAAGCAGGCCUUUGACAUCGUCAUCAUGAUCCUCAUCUGCCUCAACAUGGUCACCAUGAUGGUGGAGACGGACGACCAGGGUGUGGACAUGGACUGGGUGCUCUACUGGAUCAACCUGGUGUUCAUCGUGCUGUUCACGGGCGAGUGCGUGCUCAAGAUGGUCUCCCUGCGCCACUACUACUUCACCAUCGGCUGGAACGUCUUCGACUUUGUGGUGGUCAUCCUGUCCAUUGUUGGUAUGUUUCUGUCAAAAGUCUUCGAGAAGUACUUGGUCUCUCCGACGCUAUUCCGCGUCAUCCGCCUGGCGCGAAUCGGCCGCAUCCUGCGCCUGAUCAAGGGCGCCAAGGGCAUCCGCACACUCCUCUUCGCCCUGAUGAUGUCCCUGCCGGCUCUCUUCAACAUCGGGCUCCUCCUCUUCCUCGUCAUGUUCAUCUACGCCAUCUUUGGCAUGUCCAACUUCGCCUACGUCAAGCACGAGUCGGGCAUCGACGACAUGUUCAACUUCGAGACCUUCGGCAACAGCAUGAUCUGCCUGUUCCAGAUCACCACCUCGGGCGGGUGGGACACCCUGCUGGCGCCCAUCCUGAACAAGCGCGAGCCCGACUGCGACAGCCAACUGGAGCACCCGGGCAACCCCAACAAGGGCAACUGCGGCAACCCUUCGGUGGGCAUCCUGUUCUUCGUCAGCUACGUCAUCAUCUGCUUCCUGAUCGUGGUCAACAUGUACAUCGCCGUCAUCCUGGAGAACUUUAGCGUGGCCACAGAGGAGAGCGCCGAGCCGCUGAGCGAGGACGACUUUGAGAUGUUCUACGAGGUGUGGGAGCGCUUCGACCCCGACGCCACCCAGUUCAUCGAGUACGCCCGGCUGUCGGAGUUUGCCGACGCCCUGGACCCGCCGCUGCGGAUGCCCAAGCCCAACAAGAUCCAGCUGAUUGGCAUGGACCUGCCCAUGGUGAGCGGCGAACGCAUCCACUGCCUGGACAUCCUCUUCGCGUUCACAAAGCGCGUGCUUGGCGAGGGCGGCGAGAUGGACGUGCUGCGCGGGCAGAUGGAGGAGCGCUUCAUGGCAUCCAACCCGUCCAAAGUGUCCUAUGAGCCCAUCACCUCCACGCUGCGGCGCAAGCAGGAGGACACGUCGGCGCGGAUGAUCCAGCGGGCGUUCCGGUGCCACCGUGUCCGCCUGGCCAUGAAGCGGGCGUCCAAGCUGUACAAGGAGCAGUUGGCGGUGGGCGUGCGGGACCCGGACAAGGACGUGGUGGUCUUUGGCUUGCCCGAGGAGAGCUCGGAGAGGUCGAACAAAACGGAUCUCACGCUGUCGACGGCGUCGCCUCCCUCCUACAACAGCGUGACCAAGUCGGCGAAAUACGAGCAGGGGGACUCGGAGAAGGAGAACAUGGGAAUGGACUCACGAGGCAGGAGGCAAUAGACAAUGUAUCCGCCUGGGGGGAAACUAAUGAGAAUAACUUUUUAUGAAGGGGGUGAGUUUGUUUAUGUUGCUUGGAAAGACUUAUCGACUAUCAACUGAAAUCUGGACGUUUCGAUUUGAAUCCGUGACACCGACGGCUAUGUGGCACCACGUAAACGAUGGAAACUUUGACGGUGAAUCAACAUAAAAGGAAAGACCCCCAGACAGAGUGGGAUUAUUAUGGGGGUAUCAGGGGUUGCUGGGAUGGGCUUUGUCUGCAAAACGCUUGUAAUCUUUCUCCUUCUGGUUGAUGUUCAUAUUUCAGACACCUGAGUGUGCUACCGUUAAGUUGUCUGUAGCUAGUGCCGCUGCUACUAAUCUAGAAAUCCAGUGUGUCUUGAAUCUAACAAUCUCUUUUUAUCUGUUAGUAUGAAUAUUUUUUUUAAUCAUUGUUUCGCAAUUGUGAGAAUGUGAGCAUACUUUGCAUUUUAAUCACAUCCCCAAGGGAAGAAAUCAGCCAGUUAUUGUCCGAAUUUUAACAUCAACAACUGAGGCAACCACCUCAACGAAUGCUUUCGUGGUUGCUCUUUCGUUUCGUUACGUGUUUUGUUUUUAUUUUAAUAUAUUCAAUAUAUAUAUCAAUAUAAAAGCAACGUCAAAAUCACAAGCGCCAUUCUGAAGUACCAUGGAUAUGUACCGUGUGUUGGGUCAGCAAGCCUUCCGUUGAUUGUGCGUGAAUCUCUCUGCUGUACUCUCGUUGUCGCCCGGUCACCUCCCGCUCAAAGCCGCAGUGUCAGAGAAAUAGAAGGACUCGGACGACCCGAGUUUGGAAUCAGUAGGACGCCAUUUUUUUUAUUACCCCAAUCUUCAUGUUGACUUCUCCCGCCAUACACACGCCUACAACAGUUGUACUGAAGUCUCCUCUUCCUCUUGAAAAAAAGAAGAAAGAAAAACGUCGUCCCUCUCUCUUUCUCUCUCGCGCUUCUUUUCGUACGCACUCGUGACUAUAACUCUCAUUCUGGGGCAAUUGACAUAUGUGCGGAAAAAGGGUUGCCGAAUGUUGAUAUUUGUAACAUGCUGGCCAAUUAUAAACACACCAUAUGACACAUUGGGUAUUUGGAGUUUUUGAAAAUGUCUGUAAGCCAUCAUCACUGUUGUUCUCGUUUUCUGUUGAUAAAGCGAGUGGUUGUGGUGCAGUGGUUUAGAUUGUAUGAAGCAUAGUGUUUAGACAGCAUUGCACUUGCAUUUGACCUACUGGCACUUUUCAUUCCUCAUAUGGAUCCAUGCGUGGCAGCGGUGGUGAUGGUGGUGCGUGUGCGUAUGUGCGGGUUCGUCCAUGUGAGUGUCAGGUCUUCAUAUGUCUGUUCCAUGUCUUUGUAAAAAAUGUACAUGUGUGUGUUGAAGUGCGACUGAGAGAAUGUAAAGUUACUAUAUUAUCGUUUCUCUCUAUAGGGAGUGUGUAUCUCUGCGUGCGUGUGUGUGUGUGUGUGUGUGAGUAUUGUCCAAACUGGACACUGUUCAGAUUGCAGACUGAUUGAUUAUAAAUAAAAUUUAUACUGUAUAUAAGAGUGAA
Molecule: messenger RNA, 7827 nt
Organism: Gadus morhua (Atlantic cod)
Lineage: Eukaryota; Metazoa; Chordata; Actinopteri; Gadiformes; Gadidae
Gene: scn1lab
Product: sodium channel, voltage-gated, type I like, alpha b
Exons: 26
Coding region: 48-6275 (2075 amino acids)
Biological process (GO): sodium ion transmembrane transport; membrane depolarization during action potential; neuronal action potential
Cellular component (GO): voltage-gated sodium channel complex; plasma membrane
Molecular function (GO): voltage-gated sodium channel activity
Source: RefSeq, a predicted model, not a curated record